Messenger RNA from Lodderomyces orthopsilosis Co 90-125, 2652 nucleotides. RefSeq names its product Spo75p (gene SPO75). Gene Ontology annotation, cellular component: plasma membrane. Gene Ontology annotation, molecular function: calcium-activated cation channel activity. The transcript has a single exon. Bases 1 to 2652 code for a protein of 883 amino acids. The record is from RefSeq and is a predicted model, not a curated record. NCBI's taxonomy places the organism in Eukaryota, Fungi, Ascomycota, Pichiomycetes, Serinales, Debaryomycetaceae.
AUGCUCGUGACUUCGCAUUUUAAAGUCCGUAUUUGUGGUUGCAAAACAAAAGUCACCCCCAAAUUUGACCACAUCAUAACGAUAAAACCAUCACAAACGAUGCUGUCAAUAGAUAUCCAGCAGAAUGACUACAAGACAUUAACCCAAACGUAUAUGGGAUUUUUUAAUUCUAAACAAUUUACAAACUUCCUAAAUACAACUCAAACAGGAUCAGCUCAUUCAACAUCAGGGAUUGAUUUUUCAGUGUUUAUGAAGACGUUAUUCACUUCCAUAUGUUUCUGUACCAUUCAGCUAACAUUGUUUUGCUUAUUGAGAUCAGUCUUCAAAUUUCUUUACCAACCACGAUGUUUUUGCGUCCCUGUCAAUGAAAGAAUGGAGGUGUUACCACGAGGAUUUUUAAAGUGGGUGGUGCCAACUUUGAAAAGUAGUAUCAACACAUAUUUGUCACUAGGGUUGGAUGCAUAUUUCUUCAUCAGGUUUAUCUCAGUUUUGUCACUAUUUUUCCUUUUUAUUGGAUCAUUGAAUAUGAUAAUUUUAAUUCCAAUCAAUUUCACCAGUAGUGAUGCCCAAUACACUGCAUCAGGAUUGGAUAAACUAAGUCUUUCUAACAUUUCAAAAUCCAACGUUACCAAAUUGAAUGCUCAUUUUGUCAUGGGUCUUCUUACUAUAGGUUUAUUCCAUUGGUUGAUCAUAUACGAGUUUCAAAGUUUUGUCACCAUCCGACAAUCCUAUUUAUUGUCCGAAUCACACAGGAGUUCAAUCAUGGCAAGAACUUUGUUGAUAUUUAAUGUCCCCCCUUACUUGCAAGAUAAGACCAUACUCAAAGACUUGUUUCAACUGGUUCCUGGGGGUGUACGAAAUAUCUGGCAUGUGUACAAUUUCGAAACAAUAGAUCACCAAGUAGGAAAAGCUCGCGAUGCAUUAAUGUAUUUGGAAAGGUCUCAAAUGCUGAUAAUGACAAAGUACUACCGCUCAAGCUGGUUGAAGCUGAACAUUGAUGCUAAAAAGUUUUUGCAACAAACAGAUAUCAAAUUCUAUCCUCCCAUAUAUUGCAGGCUGAUCAAAAUCCCUCAAGUUGAUCGUUGUAUUCAAUUGAAGUUUCCUGGUUGGAUAAGGGUAUUUGCUUUUCAAAAAAGGGUAUCGAUGGUAACGUGGUCGUUAGAAACAUUGACCAAGUGUCAAGCCGUAAUCGAUGAAGAAAACUCAAAAUUAGUAAACAAUGACUUGAAAAAACACAACAAGGUGUUUAUUGAAUUCGAAGAUCAAAAAGGCGCAUGCAUCGCUCACCAGACCCUUCUUUCACAAAGUCAAGGUUGUUUAGAUAAAACAUUAAUUGAAGUUCACCCCGAUGAUGUCAUAUGGAGAAACAUCUCCCGUACCGAUGGUACUGUUUGCAAGUUUGAAAAAUACUUGGUGACUUUGAUAUUUGUCACUGUCGUUGUCUUGUAUGUGGUUCCUGUAUCGUUAAUUGGUUUAGUCUCACAAAUACCUUUGCUUACAAAGCUUAUGCCCUUUCUCAAUUGGAUCUAUCAACUCCCUGAAGAGGCAAGAGAAACAAUAUCGGGCUUUCUCCCAUCAAUCCUUCUCACCAUACUCACUGAAAUGGUCAUGAUGCUAUUCCGAUUUCUAUCUUAUUUCAAAGGGAAAGCUACAGGAAGCGAAAUUGAAAUGGAUUUACAACGUUGGUAUUUUGCAUUUUUGUUUGUCCAGCAAUUUCUUGUCGUCACGAUUCUGUCAAGUGUGACCGUGAUUUGCAGACAAAUCAUUGACCAACCUACUUCCAUACCAGUCUUACUAGCGACAAACUUGCCCAAAUCAGCAACAUUCUUUUUCCAGUAUAUUUGUCUCCGAGCUUUUGCCCUUUGUGGAAAUAGUUUUCUUAGAAUCAAACAAUUGGCGUUGACCAACACAUGGUACAAAUUGAUUGAUAUCACACCACGACAAAAGUUUACCAGAAUCACCACUCUUCCGGAAAUCAAGUGGGGCACCACAUUCGCAGUGUACUCAAUAUACGCCUGCAUUGGCAUCUCAUAUUCAAUUAUAUCUCCACUCAUUUCCAUCUUUAUCAUCUUUUUCCUAAACUUGUCAAUAUUGUACUACAAGUAUGCUUUGAAGUACGUAUUUAGUCACAUAAAUCGUUCGGAAACCAUGGGAAGACUAUACCCAAGCGCAUUGUUGCACUUGUACGUUGGAAUUUACUGCCUUGAAUGCUGCUUGAUUGGAGUAUUUUUUGUUCUGAAAGAUUCACGGGGCGCAUAUCCUUUGAAAUACCAGGGGUUUAUUAUGACGUGGGUUUUGUUUUUCACAAUUUUUGCAAACACAUUGAUCUAUAAUCGUUACAUCCCAUAUUUUUCAAACUUGCCCAUUCUAUCCGACAAAUUGUAUAGAGUCGAUAAAAAGACCGAAACCUCUGCCACAAGCACAAAGAUUGAGACCAAUCAUGACAUGUUAUUUUUACACCCGGCAUUUAAAUAUGAACCUCCUAAAAUUUGGCUACCAAAAGACCCAAAUGGGUUCAGCCAGUUGCAGCUUGAACACUUACGAUCAAAAAUGACAACUAUAGCAGGACAAACAGAAGGUGCAUAUGCAUCAUUGGGCAGACUAUUGAGUCUAAAAGUUGUUGUUUCAGAUGCUCCACCAGACUAUAAGUGA